AUGGACGCUAAACCACAACGCCCUCCUCGUGCGAUCCGUGUUCGUCAAGACGAGAACGCUAUCCGCGCUGGUACCAAGAAAUUAACAACCGCCGCCGCCACUGCAGCAUUGAAGAGCAUGGACUCUCAGAAGGGAGCUGUCGGCCUCAAGGCUGUCCCAAGAAGGACCGCGUUUGGUGAUGUUAGUAACACCGUGAAAAACGUUUCGGAGGCCGCAAGGCAUAUCAAAGGUUCUAUCACCAUCGAUGAGAAGCAAAUUAUCCAAAAGACUAGUGGUGCGAUCUCAAGGCCAGCUCAGAGGAGUGUUAAGAACAUCCCCUCCGCAGUCCAGGCUUCCCAUGUACCAACUUCCCGAAAUGUUCGAAAGCCAGCUGUCUACCAGGAUAAGAGACCAAGCCCAAUACGGCCUAGCCCUAAGAGGACUAGCCCCCCCAAAGUUUCCAGGGAUGCCGUCGCAAAGAAGGAAUCUCAAUAUAUUCAGGCAACCCGCCAAAACGGGGCCACCAAGGCAAUUUCUCGACCUUUAUCAAGCCUUCUCAACUCAAAGCAUGGCCUGCCCAAGGACGAGGCGGCUGUCCACUCGGAUCAGCACCCCAACCUUUACUCUGGAUAUAUUGACGAGGAAGAUGACGAUAAUAACGGUGUCGAGAUUGAGGAAUAUGAAGAAGAUGAUUACGCGAGUGAUGAUAAUGAGGAGAGGUUGGAGGGUGGAAAACUUCGCGUCAGGUCUAGGAAUGAGGUUAUUUCCGAUGUUGAGAGUGACGAGGGCGAGGACGAUGAGGACUUCACAGCCGCUGUGAGGGGCGAUAACACCACCGGUGUUACGUUUCCUUUACCGCUCGUUCCUAGGUGGACGUCACAAGCUAAAAAGGAGCUCCAAGCUGUAGGUCAACAGUUUAGCGCCUAUGAUGAGGAGGACGAGGGCGACAUUUCAAUGGUUGCAGAGUAUGGGGAAGAGAUUUUUGAAUAUAUGCGUGAGCUGGAGAUUAAACUAUUGCCUAACGCGACUUACAUGGAUCACCAAUCUGAGAUCCAAUGGUCUAUGCGCGCCAUUCUCAUGGAUUGGCUUGUACAGGUCCACACCCGCUUCAACCUUCUCCCAGAGACACUUUUCCUCUGCCAGAAUUAUGUUGACCGCUUUCUUUCAUCGAAAGUUGUCUCCCUUGGUAAGCUGCAACUUGUUGGUGCUACUGCCCUGUUCGUUGCUGCCAAGUAUGAGGAAAUCAACUGCCCAUCUGUGCAUGAGAUUGUCUACAUGGUUGACAACGGCUAUACCGCGGAAGAGAUAUUGAAGGCGGAGAGGUUCAUGCUGUCAAUGUUGAAUUUUGAACUUGGCUGGCCAGGGCCAAUGAGUUUUCUUCGUCGCAUCAGCAAGGCUGAUGAUUACGACCUUGAGACGAGGACCCUUGCAAAGUACUUUUUGGAGAUUACCAUUAUGGAUGAGAGAUUUGUGGGCAGCCCGCCUAGCUUUUUGGCAGCUGGCGCACAUUAUUUGGCGAGGCACAUGUUAAAGAAGGGUGAAUGGUCACCCGCUCAUACCUUUUUCUCCGGUUACACUGCGACCCAAUUGGAGCCACUUAUCCAUACAUUGGUUGAGUGUUGCGAGAACCCAAAGACCCACCAUGGUGCCGUUUACGAGAAAUUUGCCGACAGGCGAUACAAGAGGGCUAGUUUGUACGUGCAGAACUGGAUUAACAGGGAGAAUUCCGAGGGCUCAGAGGGAGAAGUAGAGCAGUAG
This is a messenger RNA of Morchella importuna, 1737 nucleotides long. RefSeq lists its product as uncharacterized. NCBI's taxonomy places the organism in Eukaryota, Fungi, Ascomycota, Pezizomycetes, Pezizales, Morchellaceae. Gene Ontology annotation, molecular function: cyclin-dependent protein serine/threonine kinase regulator activity. Gene Ontology annotation, biological process: mitotic cell cycle phase transition; regulation of cyclin-dependent protein serine/threonine kinase activity. The record is from RefSeq and is a predicted model, not a curated record. The coding region runs from base 1 to 1737 and encodes 578 amino acids. Gene Ontology annotation, cellular component: centrosome; cytoplasm; nucleus. The transcript has 4 exons.